ACGCAGACGUGCUACUGGGUAGCGGCUAGUUCCUAUCCUCUGAAGGGACCUUCCUGACGUCACGGUCAUGUGAUAAUAACAUGUGACCGCUCCAUUGCAAAUUCCCCAUUAUUGUGCUGGACAUUCAAACACGCUGACAUACCGCGGAGUACGAGCUUUUCAGUGUAUGCAAUCCCGGAAGAGACUCUCUGGCAAAGGGGCGCCAAAUCUAUAGUUUUUGUAGCCGUAAGUGGGUGCUGCGCGUUUUGGAGUGGAUGAGAGGAAUGCGCAGCUGUAGUUCUCAGGGAGACAGUAACGCGCUUGCAGCUCCACAGAAAUGUCCCGGAACUUUAUGAGAAGCUCUAGUUGGAAUUUUUUGCAGUUGGCACGGUAUGGAAGAACAGCAAACCACUCGCAGUUUUCUUCUUCAAAUAUAUUUUUCCAUCUUGAAGAAGAUGACCUUUCGGGUGAAGAUACCUCUUCAUUGGCAGAUUCACAGGAAGAUUUUGAUUCUGCAAUCUUAUUUGGAAUGUUGAGGGGAAAUGUGGUUGGCUUGCGCUAUUACAGUGGAGUAGUUAAUAAUAAUGAAAUGGUUGCCCUCCAAAGGGAGCCCAACAAUCAAUAUGACAGAAAUGCAGUUAAAGUUAAUAAUGUCAAUGGAGAGCAAGUUGGCCACAUCAAGAAAGAACUGGCUGCGGCGUUGGCCCAUAUCUUGGACCAGAAAAUGGCAAAAAUUGAAGGGGUGGUUCCCUACGGUGCUCAAAAUGCCUUUACAAUGCCUGUAAAUUUGAGCUUUUGGGGAAGAGCAGAAAAUAAACAGGCGGUUUUAGAUCACAUGAUGAAAUAUGGCUUCAGACUUGGCCCCAUUCCAAACAGCUUACAACUUGGUCAUGGAUCCGCAAAGUCCAAGUCCGAGAGAGCUGGACCUAGUUAUAGGGCUCCAAUUCUUCCAGCUGUGCAAAUGACUACUGAACAAUUAAAAACUGAAUUUGACAAAUUGUUUGAAGAUUUAAAGGAAGAUGACAAAACACAAGAGCUAGAACCUGCAGAGACCAUAGGAACACAACUGCUUUCUCACCAAAAGCAAGCAUUGUCUUGGAUGGUUUCACGUGAAAACACUGAAGAAUUGCCUCCUUUCUGGGAAGAGAGAAAUCAUCUAUAUUACAAUACUCUGACCAAUUUUGCAGAAAAGCAAAAGCCAGAGAAUGUCAGAGGAGGGAUUUUGGCAGAUGACAUGGGCCUGGGUAAAACUCUGUCAGUCAUUGCUCUUAUCCUUACCAACUUUUAUGAUGGUCGGCCAUUUCCAACUAAAAAAAUUAAGAAGCAAGAACUCGCAGAAAGUGAUGUGCUGAAGUCUAAUAUGUCACAAAAACAGUUUAAAGCAGCCAAGAAAACUGAACUUUCUACAGACAGCAGAAAGGAAAGUGAGACUUUGUCCCAAGAAGCAUCCAGCAGUCGUCCUAAAAGGCAGAAAGCCAGAAAAACUAAAUACACGUACAGUAGUGCUUCUGAAGAGGAUGAAGCUUGGCUUCCAAGAAAAGUAAAAGCUCCUGCCGAAUGCACUCUCCAUGAUGAUGAUCUGUUUGCUAAUGCUCUUUUUGGGUUACCAACUGCAGUGCGGAAAAAGAAAAACAAAAAAGGGGUCACAGUUUCACAGUCCAUUUCAAAGGCUGGACCAGAAGGACAACGAAGAACAACACUUAUAAUAUGUCCAUUAUCUGUUCUAAGUAACUGGAUUGAUCAGUUUGAACAGCAUAUAAAACCAGAGGUGCAUUUGAAUAUUUAUAUUUAUUACGGUCCUGAACGUACAAAAGACCCUAAAGUCCUUUCAGACCAAGAUGUUGUAGUAACCACAUACAGUGUCCUAAGUUCUGAUUAUGGAAGCAGGAGUGAGAGCCCUCUGCACAAAGUGAAAUGGCUGCGAGUGGUGUUGGAUGAAGGGCACACUAUACGAAAUCCAAAUGCACAGCAAACUCAAGCUGUACUUAGCCUGGAAGCCCAGAGAAGAUGGAUAUUAACUGGCACUCCUAUUCAGAACUCUUUGAAGGACUUGUGGUCUCUAAUAUGUUUCUUAAAACUAAAACCUUUCACCGAUAGAGAGUGGUGGCACCGGACAAUCCAGCGACCUGUUACCACUGGAGAAGACGGUGGACUUUGCCGAUUGCAAGCUUUAAUUAAAAAUAUAACUCUGAGGAGAACCAAAACCAGUAAAAUCAGAGGUAGGCCUGUACUGGAUCUGCCAGAGCGCAAAGUGUUCAUCCAGCAUGUGGAGCUUUCAGAGGAAGAAAGGCAAAUCUAUGAGUCUCUGAAGAACGAAGGCAAGGCUGUUAUUAGCAGGUAUGUCAGUGAAGGAACCAUACUCUCACAUUAUGCAGAUGUUUUAGCUGUGCUGGUGAGACUGAGACAGCUUUGCUGCCACCCCUUUCUUGUGUCAAGUGCUUUAUCUUCCAUUACUACUACUGCUGACUCCACUCCAGGAGAUGUGCGUGAGAAGCUCGUUCAGAAGAUAAAGCUGGUUUUGAGCUCCGGCUCAGAUGAGGAAUGCGCCAUAUGUUUGGAUUCUUUAAACAUGCCAGUUAUUACUUACUGUGCUCAUGUAUUCUGCAAACCUUGUAUCUGUCAGGUUAUCCAGCAUGAAAAGCAAGAAGCCAAAUGCCCCCUGUGCAGGGGUUCCUUACGGCUGGAUCAGUUGGUCGAGUGUCCCCAGGAAGACCUAGAUUCCAGUAUAAAUAAGAAGCUGGAGCAGAAUUGGAUGUGCAGUACUAAAAUAAAUGCCCUAAUGCAUGCCUUGGUGGAUCAGAGAAGGAAGGAUGCAACAGUUAAAAGUAUUGUUGUGUCUCAGUUCACCUCCUUCUUAUCUGUGAUUGAAGUGGCACUUCGAGAGUCGGGCUUCAUGUUUACACGCUUGGACGGCUCAAUGACACAGAAAAAGCGAACCGAAGCAAUUCAGAGCUUCCAGAGGCCAGACGCACAGUCACCAACCAUUAUGCUCCUGUCACUGAAAGCUGGAGGGGUUGGUUUAAACUUGACCGCUGCUUCGAGAGUGUUUUUAAUGGAUCCUGCAUGGAAUCCUGCUGCUGAAGAGCAAUGCUUCGAUCGGUGCCACAGACUCGGCCAGACCAAGAAAGUGAUCGUAACCAAGUUUGUGGUACGGAAUUCAGUGGAAGAAAAUAUGCUAAAAAUUCAAAGCAAAAAGCGAGAACUUGCUGCGGGAGCUUUUGGGAAAAAGAAAUCUAGUUCCAGUCAGUUAAAACAAGCGCGGAUUGAAGACAUAAGGACUCUGGUUGAUUUAUAAAGCUCUCGUCACUUGGGACAGUGUUACUUUUAUCUGAAGAUUUAUUUUGUACAAAAAAAAGUUGACACUGUGUUUAACCAUUUUGUGACCAGAGUGUGUGGCCUUUAACCCACUAAUAAAGUGGAAUGGAAAGAG
Xenopus tropicalis (tropical clawed frog) is the source of this 3409-nucleotide messenger RNA. It is a transcript of the gene hltf, whose product is annotated as helicase-like transcription factor. Gene Ontology annotation, cellular component: nucleus. Gene Ontology annotation, molecular function: hydrolase activity; nucleic acid binding; ATP binding. The coding region runs from base 317 to 3274 and encodes 985 amino acids. Lineage: Eukaryota; Metazoa; Chordata; Amphibia; Anura; Pipidae. The record is from RefSeq and is a predicted model, not a curated record. The transcript has 24 exons.